Molecule: messenger RNA, 5856 nt
Organism: Sabethes cyaneus
Lineage: Eukaryota; Metazoa; Arthropoda; Insecta; Diptera; Culicidae
Gene: X11Lbeta
Product: probable serine/threonine-protein kinase DDB_G0282963
Exons: 9
Biological process (GO): chemical synaptic transmission
Cellular component (GO): dendritic spine; cytoplasm; plasma membrane
Molecular function (GO): protein binding
Source: RefSeq, a predicted model, not a curated record
AUGGUCAGUUCAACCAUCACGCUAGAUAAGAAAUCAUCGUCAUCAUCCUCAUCAGCAGCAGCAACCACAAACGCUUCUACAGCACAGGCCUCCGCCGAGCAGAGCAUCAUCUCCAUCCCGCUGAACGCGAGCGCAAGCACCAACGGCACCGGAAGCGACCCUGCGUCGGUAUCGGCGUUGAAUCUCAGCGAACAGAAAAUUUCCAUUUUGUUCCCAAAAUGCAAACCUAGAAGUGCUGAGCACUGUCAUACAAACUCUUCUAGCGCUGGUGGUGCCAACAACAAUAAUUUGAUCGCUAACAACAUCAACAGCAUGAGCAUAAUUACCAGUAACAGCAAAUCGGACAUGACGGGCACAUCGUCCUCGCUAACUACACCCACCUCGCUCGCAUCAUCGUCAUAUACGUUCAACAGUAAGUCUUACGGAAUGGAGUCUAACUCGUUCAGAUCCUCCCUUGGCAACAGUGUAGCUGGUUCCGGGUAUGAUCUGUUAGGAGACAAAUCAGACUUUAGCUCACGGAUGAACAACAAUCACUAUGAAAGCAGUAGCCGCAACAAUACUAGGCACACCUCCACCUCCGUGGACAAAUACAGCUUCUACUACAACAAUCAACCACCGCCUCUUUCCGUGUCCCCCACGGAGAAUAACGCCAACACCGUCGGAGGCGGUGGUAGCCAUUUUCUACCUUCGGACGACGAAGAGGAUGACGAGGAAGAAAUACACAAGGGAAGCUAUCCCCACCAUAGUUACUACGGCGGUCGUCAAUCGCACUACUAUAAUCUUCCAAAGCAAGAUCCCGGAACGCCUAGUAGUUCUUCGCGCUAUCACUGGGACUUGUCACCCAGCAGUGCCCUGCCGUAUUCGGCGCCAAUUUCAUCCGCAACAUCAACGACCGCAAAGCGAUCGUCGCUCAAGCCUUCCUACACUCAAGUUCUGCAAUCUCCGCUGGAAGAUGAAAGCGAUGUCGAAGAUCGGCUGAAGUAUUUUAACUACCAAAACGAAAUGCACAAUAGUGGCCCACUCAAGACAAGCAUUAGUGAUAAACCAAGUGUAGCCAGUGGAAUCUACUGCAAUUACCAAACUAAUGAAAUGAUAGUUUUCAACGAUAUCGAGGAAGAACAACGGCGUGUCCAACAACAGCCAUCAAAGGAAACUUCGACCGGAGCAGGACUUCGAGUAACUGCCACGGUGGAUGAACUAGAAACGGGAAUGAAUAUUCAUCAUAGUCAUCAUCAUCAUCAUCACCAUCGCUAUCAGCUGUCAACGGAUAGUAGCGGUGCUAACAGUAGCAGUACUGUCCUUGCUGGCAAGGUGGAUGACAACGGUGUACACAAACCGACGGACGCUGCGGUUAGCUCUGGAUCGAACAUAAUGGAAUACGAGGGGUCACCGCGACGUUUUGGACUCAGUUUGAACGAGGACAGCCCAUCGUACUAUAUUUCGUCGAAUUUUAAGCUCAAUUUGACUUCCCCAUCGCUACUAACACCGCCACGUCCAGGCUUCCCACAGCGCGUAAUGCCGGCAACUGCCACUAGUAACAACAGUAACAACAAUAACAAUAACAACAACAACGCAAACAGUCCCAGUGCCGACACAACCCCUACGCCAACGAGUACUAGCAAUAGCCACUACCACCUGACACGGUCGCCCACGUUGCUUGAGCAGGUCAGUUCCGGACUAAACAGUUCGGUCACUUUCGACGCCAAUGCACUGCUCAGUGAGUUCGAUGCCAAACGAGCUGCCGUCAGUGCGGGUACAAUCGACGUUAGUAGCAACUCCACGAUGACAGCUGCCCCGGGCCUAGAAGCGAACAAGCUCAACGUGAUAAGACUGGAAAAUGAUUACCGCAGCUCCCAGUCGCUGGACCAGGAGCUGCUUCCCACGAAGCAGUCCACACCAGAAAGCAAACCGACGCUGGGCUUGUCCUGCACCACAGCCGACGAUAAUCCGACGCUAGGAGCGGGCUCCUUCACCACACCCAUCACCGCUUCGUCCACGUUCGACUAUCUGUACGAGUUUUCCGAGACGCGAAAAGUGCUGGAGGAGUUUUUCAAGUGUCCCACCACCGAAGACGUGGAGAAGGCGUUCGAGAAAUUCAGCGACUACAACGAGAGUGGCGACGACGUCGAGAGUCUGGACAUCCAUUAUGAGUAUCCGAGCGAGCUGGACAGCAAAAGGCUGGAGACGACCUACAUCGGUGGGUCCGGUGCGGAUCACCACCAGCAGCAGCAACAGCAGCAAAUGACGAUGACGCCAGCGGCAACAUUGUCCGGUACCGGCAGAGGAGAGCAGCGUGACCAAACCAUUUUACCGGCUGCAGCACGCCAAUCGCCAAUCAAUAAUAAUAACAGCGACGCCGACGGGGACGAUGACGAUGUUGUCGACGAGGGUAACGAUGGUGAAGAGGACGGCGAUGACGAUGAGGAAGAGGACGAUGAGGAUGGCGACCUGGCCAGCGGUAUCGGAAAUAAUCUGAAGUACAUGAUCAAUAUGAAUAACAAACCACGGAUUAAAAAUGGUUACAGCAGCUUUCGAAAGAAAAAACAGGAAAAGAAAGUGGCAAGCGGCGGCAUUGUAAAUGCGUCACCGGAAAAUGUGCCCUCUGGCGCAGUGAACGAGAACGAUAACGAUGGUGAGGAUGAGGAAGAGAUUGAUAUUUAUAGCGCAAAUCAGCAUCAUCGAAGCUACCAUCAGCAGCAACGGGUGCAGCAACAACCGACUCAGGAACAACAUCAGCAACAUCUACGACAGCACGUUACUUUGCAACAGCAACAACAGUAUUCAGGCCAGUACCAGGAACAUGAACGUCAUUUUAGCAUGUACUUGGAUCCCGGAAGUCGUGCCAGUAGUUGUGAUGUGAUUAACGAAAGCAAUCUUGACACAACGCAGUUCAUGGCUAACGGAAACGGAAAAAAACUUAAAACUAGCAAUAGCGGAAAGAAACCAUUGACUCGUCGACAUAGUAAAAACUUCAACUAUUCACCGGAUACAACCGACUACGAGAGCAACUGUGGCGAUUACGAUAGUGAAACAUCACUCAAAUAUGGAAGCGAUUUCGGAAUGAUGGCAAACGGUGGCAGCGGAAUGGUUUGCGACGAUCUGAGCAACGGAGUUAUAACUUCAUGCUCUGCUAACGUGAACAAUUCGACAUUGCCGAAUAAUGAUGGCAUAGGAAGCGGGCAGCCCCCCCUGGGAGGCGGAGGUAAUUAUUCCCGCUACUACACCAGCAUGCCCGUGCUGGAGGAUGGUCUAUCUAGCGGUCAUGUGUCGGACACGGAAAAUAAUAAUCCAAUUGCUCUGCCGACGCCGGAUCUAAUCAACAGCAGCCACAAACUGCAACAGGUAACUAACUCAUACAGCCUACUUACAUCGCCCACGAGCCAAACCGUGAAGCCGACUAGUUCGUCACCGGUGAUAGCCACCAACCACAGCAGCAACUCCUUAGAGGGUCUGUACGGUAGCAACGGUAUCCGGAUGAAUGGUAAUCUCUCCGGUGGACUUAACUCGAGUACUCUGCAGAACAACAAGAUCUUUAAAAACCGAGACCCGGAACUAGAGUCGCUGUACACUAUCAAUACUAUCCAAUCAACGCCUCCUCCGCCUGCCCCAGCACCGCACCGAAAGUCUUCGAUAGAUUGUGAAACGCAGUCAACACUUCAGCAAAUGCACAACCAGCACACGUCACAGUCCGAAGUGCAGGCAGCCCUCAAGGACAUUCGGACCUGCUUGCAGCGCACUAAAACUCUAGCAUCUCCAACACAGCCUCAAACGAACUGUCCAUCGGCUCAGCACCAGCAGCAGCAGCAACAGCAGACCACCGUUAAGAGCUACGACAAACACUCGAUGCUGCCACCGGAGAAGCUAGUAGAGUCCCCAGUUCCAUCGAUUUCCCCCGUGUGGAUUCCUCGGCGUGGGGACGGCAAAUUGGUUACACUGUCACCCACUAACGUGAGCAAACCCGGUAUACUAUUACCGACGACACCUACCACGGGAGGACCGACCGAGCGCUCAACCAACAUGGCGACAGAGAAAGACUCGCUGUUACUCGGAUCUAGCGCUAAGAACUUAAGUGCUCUUGAUGAUGACGAGGAUCCGGACACGGAUCUGGAAACAGAUCGCCUUUUGGGCCAUCAAAGGUUGGAUGACCAAGGUUUCUACGAUGAUAACAACAAAAGUUGGGCCGAUCGUAGAGCACGCUCCUUGCUGCACAAACUCUCUCCAAAACAGCAAACCGUUCCAGGUGGUGUCUCUUGUGGUAGCACGAUUUACUCCGGUAAACCGAACAGUAACCAGGGCUCUUUGCUCAGGCAAGGCCUUUCGACGUUACUUUCGCCUACGAGUGCAGUCUCUCAGUCCACCCAACCCGGACAACCGCUGCCAGAAAUUGUUACUUCUAGCAAAGCUUCCCCGGCUAUGCUAGGAAGCGGAGGAAAUGGACCCAGCCAGAAUAGCAGCAGUAUAAAUAGUAGCAAUAACAGUGGUAACUUAAUUAAUUUAAAUGGCCCGAACGACACUAGUGCUAUAUCACCAGAUCACAGUCGUCAAACAUCGCCGAUUAAGUUGGAUAAUAAAACUAACGAAAGUACAAGUCCGAAUGGAUCUAAUAACUCUAAGUCGGAUACGGACAAGAAGAAAAAAGGGAAAAACAAGGAAGGUAAGUAACCAAUGCUCAUCGAAGGAGUGCUAUUUCGAGCUCGUUAUCUGGGCUCCACUCAGCUGGUAUGUGAGGGUCAGCCGACUAAAUCGACACGUAUGAUGCAGGCCGAAGAGGCUGUUUCUAGAAUAAAGGCGUUGUCACCAGAUGGCGAACCCCAACCCAGCACCGAAGUGGAUCUUUUCAUUUCGACGGAAAAAAUAAUGGUAUUGAAUACGGAUUUGAAGGAGAUUAUGAUGGACCAUGCACUAAGAACGAUCUCCUACAUUGCGGAUAUUGGGGACUUGGUAGUGUUGAUGGCUCGCCGGCGCUUCGUCCCACAGGACGUAGACUCCGGGGACUCCGGCGGCGGUGGUGGCCCUGCGCAAACUGGAACGAAUCAAACCAGUACAACCCCACCGCAGAAAAGUGCCGUCGGGCCGAAGGGCAACCGAACACCGAAAAUGAUUUGCCACGUGUUCGAAAGUGAGGAGGCACAGUUUAUUGCUCAAUCGAUUGGUCAGGCUUUUCAGGUGGCCUAUAUGGAGUUCCUUAAGGCAAACGGAAUUGAGGAUCACAGUUUCAUGAAGGAAAUGGAUUACCAGGAAGUGCUCAACAGUCAGGAAAUAUUUGGCGACGAGCUGGAAAUUUUCGCCAAGAAGGAACUGCAGAAGGAGGUGGUAGUACCAAAGGCUAAAGGUGAAAUUUUGGGUGUCGUCAUCGUAGAGUCCGGCUGGGGUUCGAUGCUUCCGACUGUGGUUAUAGCCAAUCUAGCUUCGUCCGGUGCUGCGGCUCGCUGUGGCCAGCUAAACAUUGGCGAUCAGAUCAUAGCAAUCAACGGGCUGAGCUUGGUGGGUUUGCCACUGUCGACUUGCCAGAGCUAUAUUAAGAACACGAAGAAUCAAACGGUCGUCAAGUUCACGGUCGUUCCAUGCGCCCCGGUUGUAGAGGUCAAGAUCAAGCGACCCAACACCAAGUACCAGCUGGGCUUCAGCGUACAGAACGGAGUGAUUUGUAGUUUACUUCGCGGUGGAAUUGCCGAACGAGGUGGUGUUCGGGUCGGGCAUAGGAUAAUUGAAAUCAACAACCAAAGCGUGGUGGCCGUCCCACAUGAAAAAAUUGUGAACCUACUUGCUACAUCGGUUGGGGAGAUUUUGAUGAAAACAAUGCCGACAUCAAUGUUCCGUUUGUUAACAGGCCAAGAGAAUCCAGUAUACAUCUAA